Molecule: messenger RNA, 2486 nt
Organism: Cladocopium goreaui
Lineage: Eukaryota; Dinophyceae; Suessiales; Symbiodiniaceae
Source: the annotation of a GenBank genome assembly
AUGAGUAGCUUGAGCAGCUUCUGCCCUCACUUGGAUGAGAUCCCUGAGAUCUUUACGACCUUCUGGCAGCGGUUGCACUCAAGUGUGGUGCAGCUGGAGCAUGACAUCUCGAUGGACGCGGGGGAGCCAGACCACGAGACGCGUGCCUUGUGUGUUCAGCUGGCCCUGCUGCGGAGCAUCAUCCAGGGGCAGGCAGGGAUCCCAUUUCCGCAAGCGGUGAACAGCUGCCCCACCCUGAUGGCCAUCUACUUCCAAUGGUCCAGCGGUUUGGCCCUGGACGCCACGCAGCCGCUGCGGAGCCGUGCCCUGCUGCAGCUGGGGGCGCCGCUGCAGCUGAUGGCGCUGUCACGGGCCUUGAUGAGGCCCGGUGAGUCGAAGGAGUUUAAGGAUCGGCAGAGAGCAGUUUCCACCAAAUUCUCCGAAAAGUUGCAGAAGCUUCGAGGCAACACCGAUGGGCUCCCGUGGAAGCUGGGAACUGAUCCCCAGCCACGGGUCGUGGUCCGGUCCCUGUGCGAUGCCACGUUUCAGGGGGGCAACCUGGAGAACGCCAGCUUCAACGUGACCGAAAGGAACCAUCGCAGCUAUGCAGAAAAAUGGGGCUAUGAUUAUGAGAUGCUUUUUCAGAGGCCUGUGGCAGAUGAAGAGCCGCAAUUUGGCAAGCUUCAGGUGGCUUUGGAGGUCCUUUCCAAGGACAUCGCCGACUGGUUUCUGUGGCUGGAUUGCGAUGCCUUGGUGACCAACCGCUCCAUUUCCAUCGCGGAUUUCCUGCAGACCUACUUGGUCACGGAAGAUGCCCAUUUCGUGGUGGCCGAGGAGACGUCAGGCAUCAACUCUGGCGUUUUCUUGCUGCGUGGGGGUGAAGUGGGAUUGCGAUUCCUGAGAGACGCCAUGAGCAGCGACUGGCGUUUCGUUUGGGAUCAAACCAUGCUGUUGCAUCAGAUGGCCAUGGAUUCAGAUCUCCUGGGCCAAGAUAUGUGCUCCAAGUGGCGAAAGGGUGAAGAUGUGAGCCAUGAUUUCCACUGGGCUCAGCACUUUCGCGUGGUUCCCCAACAUGCCCUGAACCUCUAUGGCGAAGGAUCUGCGUUGCAGUGGGGCGCCUCUGCCUGGCAGCGCGGCGAUUUCAUUUUGCACCUCGCGGGCUGUCCCUUGGUGGAGCCGCCAUGUCGUCAAACCUUCGAAGAGGUGGCGCAGUGGGUGGAGGAUGUCCAUGCGGUGCAUGCAGAGAAUGCGCAACAACAAUGUGGAGCUCCAGUUGGUGAUCCAACUCAUCAAACUGCCAUGGUUGGGCUCCAGUUCCUGUUCCCUGAUGUUCUGCUAGAUGCUGGUGCUGUCACUGCUGAGGAAGAGCUCGGCUCUUGCCUUUUAGAUCCACAAGCUGCUGAUCCACGAGGAGGUGCUUCUCCAGCGGAGAUGCGAAGGGCACGAAUGCAGAUCUUUGAGUCGCGAGACCAUGAGGUCAACUUUCGCCACCAGCUGAAGGGCUCAAACUGGGGCCGCAGGGCCAGCGCCACCGCCAUGGACUCCGGCUACGCGCGCCUUCCUGGGGAAGACGCCGAGGCUCACUGCGCCCGGCUGCUGCAGCUGCUGCAGGGCGGGUCAACCCCCGAGGAGGACGAGGGCUCGAACGAGGCGGAGGGGCUGGAGGUGGCUGAGGCCAUGUUGGCCCAGAAGUCCACGGAGAAACAGAGCCCUAUGGUCCUGGAGCUCUUGAAGAAUCUGCAACAAUGUGCCGUCUACACUGACACCCCCAAUUCCGAGACGAACAGGAAGCUUUGGAACGCCUACGCGCAAAGCUGGGCCACGGACGCGGACUUCGUGGAGCGCAUGUCGCGGCACGUGCAACGCGAGGCCAAGGAGUUGAGCUUUGUGGGGGACGAGUGGUCGGAUGCAGCGAGUCUCACAGAGGUCUUGCAGGAUUGGCUGCUGCCCCAUUUGGCUCCGCACCUUGCGGUGGCCGAGGUGGGCAGUGGCGGCGGGCGUGUGGGCGCCCUGGUGGCGCCCAAGGUGCAACGGCUGCCGUGCUUCGACAUCAGCGAGGAGAUGCUGAAGAUGGCCAGGAGGAGCUUGGAGGAGCUGGGCCAUGGAAACGUGGAGUAUCAGCUUUUGCAGGCCGAUGCGCCGUAUCCAGCACAGUACCAGGGCACCUUUGAUUUGGUCUAUUCCUUCGACGUCUUCGUCCACAUGGAUCUACAUGAGAUGCGCCACACGCUCCAUGGCGUGCGGGAGGUCCUGAAGCCAGGUGGGCUGUUCUUCGUGUCUUUUGCCAACCUGCUGGCGCCAGAUGGUUGGAGACGUUUCGCCCGACAGAAACACUACAGCGUGGGCGGCUUUUAUUUCAUCUCGCCCGACAUUGCCAAGUGUUUGCUGCAACAUGCCGGCUUCAGCGUCUUGAAGUGCUCCAAGCCGCAGAAAGGCAAUACCUAUCUGAACCGUGAUCUCCUGGUGCUCGCCCGGAGAGACUAAUGGCUCUGCUCAGAGCGAAAAAA